AUGUCUGAAUCAAACGUGGACUUUUCAUUGAAGGAAACUAAACCGAAUAUCGGCGGAGGAAGAGUCUCUGGUAGCGAAAAGCUUACUUCGUCAUUCGACCUCGUCGAACAACUGCAUUUUCUGUACGUAAAAUUGGUGAGGGCCAAAGAUUUACCAGGUUCACCGUGCAAUCCAUUUGCUCAAGUAAAGGUUGGUAACUACAAAGGCACGACGAAGACCGUCGUCAAUAGUCCUGAUCCCGAGUGGAACCAAGUUUUCGCGUUCGCAAAAGAUCGAAUCCAGGCUGUGACCGUGGAGAUAACUGUGAUGAACAAAGAGAGUUUUGUAGGCAAAAUCGGUUUCGAUAUACCGGACGUUCCUAGUCGCGUUCCACCAGAUAGUCCGUUUGCACCGCAGUGGUAUAGUUUGGAGGAUGAACAUGGAAGAAAAGGUGAGAGAGGGGAAUUGAUGUUAGCUAUUUGGAUGGGGACUCAAGCAGAUGAAGUGUUCCCUGAUGCUUGGCAUUCCGAUGCAGCGACAGUUAACGGCGAAAGCAUAUCAAAUACCCGAUCGAAAGUGUAUAUUUCGCCUAGGCUCUGGUAUCUAAGAGUCAAUAUAAUUCAAGCACAAGAUUUGGUGUCUAUGAAUAACAACAGGGUGGUCCCUGAAGUUUACGUCAAAUCUAUGCUUGGGAAUAUGGUUCUAAGGAGUCAAUUUUCGCCCGAUAAGAGCCUAAACCCGACAUGGAACGAGGAUCUGAUGUUCGUCGUGGCGGAACCAUUUGAUGAUCCAUUGAUCUUGAGUGUGGUGAAUAAGUUGGGUGAUAACAAAGAGGAUGUUCUCGGGAGUUGCUCCGCUCAUUUAUCGAAAGUUGAGAAGAGGAUAAUGCCGAUACCUGUAGAGGCAAAUUGGUAUAAUCUCGAGGAAUCAGCUAAUCGAAACAAGUUGGAAGUAAGGUUUGCCAGCAGGCUCCAUUUGAGGAUCUGUUUAGAUGGAGGCUACCAUGUCCUAGAUGAGUCCAUUUAUUACAGUAGUGAUUUCAGGGCAACAUCCAAAUUGUUAUGGCCUCCUUCCAUUGGUGUAUUGGAGCUCGGAAUCUUGAAUGCGUCCGGUUUGCUUCCGAUGAAGUCGAAAGAUGGACGUGGAACGACCGAUGCUUAUUGUGUCGCGAAAUACGGGCCUAAGUGGGUUAGAACGAGGACGAUUGUCGACAGUUUUUCUCCGAAUUGGAAUGAGCAAUACACAUGGGAUAUCUAUGAUCCUUAUACAGUUAUCACCAUCGGAGUUUUCGAUAACUGUCACUUGGAAGGAGGAAGUAAAACUGCAGACUCGAAGGAUCGAAGAAUCGGGAAGGUAAGGAUCCGACUGUCUACACUUAAUGCUGAUCGGAUUUAUACACUUUCUUAUCCACUUAUAGUUUUGGAACCCAAUGGAGUGAAGAAAACGGGUGAAAUUCAAUUGUCAGUGAGAUUUACAUGCUCAUCUACAUGGAAUUUGUUACAGUCUUAUACACAGCCUUUGUUCCCCGAAAUGCAUUACCUUCUUCCGUUAUCCGUAUAUCAAAUCGAAAGUUUGCGGCAUCAAGCUACUCAUAUUCUCUCCUCGAGAUUGCGUCGUGCCGAGCCACCGUUACGGAGAGAAGUUGUGGAGUAUAUGCUGGAUGUUGGCUCCAAUGUAUGGAGUUUAAGAAGGGGCAGAGCUAAUCUCGAGAGACUCCUGGCUGCAUUUAAUCUACUCGUUGAAGCUUGGAAAUCGUUCGAUAAGAUACGCAAAUGGAAGAAUCCAAUCUCGACGAUGACGGUUCACUUUCUAUAUUCUAUCUUGAUUCUCUUCCCCGAUAAGAUAUUACCCUUAGCUUUUCUCAUGUGCAUUGUCCACGGAGCUUCACAGUAUAGGAAAAGGCCAAGACAUCCUCCACACAUGGAUACCAAGUUGUCACUUGUCGAGUCUGUGCAGUCCGAUGAUUUCGACGAGGAGUUCGAUAUGUUUCCGACUUCCAAAGGGGAUAAAGUUCUUAAAAAGAGGUAUGACCGAUUGAGAAGUAUUGCAGGGAGGAUGAUGACAAUAAUAGGAGACUUGGCAACUCAAGCUGAGAGGCUUAAUUCUAUGCUAAGUUGGCGAGAUCCCAGAGCUACUUCAAUGUUCAUGGCCUUUUGUGUAAUCGCUUGUGCAACAUUCCAUCUUGUUCCUUGUCGCUUAUUCGCACUUGGAUUCGGUUUUUUCGCGAUGAGACAUCCUCGAUUCCGAAUCAACAUUCCUUCGUUGCCCCAAAACUUCUUCAAAAGAUUGCCUGCAAGAGCAGAUAGUAUGAUAUGA
Messenger RNA from Hibiscus syriacus, 2295 nucleotides. RefSeq names its product FT-interacting protein 3-like. The coding region runs from base 1 to 2295 and encodes 764 amino acids. The record is from RefSeq and is a predicted model, not a curated record. The transcript has a single exon. Lineage: Eukaryota; Viridiplantae; Streptophyta; Magnoliopsida; Malvales; Malvaceae.